GACUCCGUCUCCCAGAACGUCCCGCGGCAGGGACUCCGUCUCCCAGAGGGCCCCGCGGCCGGGACUCCGUCUCCCAGAACGUCCCGCGGCAGGGACUCCGUCUCCCAGAGGGCCCCGCGGCCGGGACUCCGUCUCCCAGAACGUCCCGCGGCCGGCCUCUGGCGGCCACGUCCGACUCACCGGGGCCGGGGCCGGGGCCGGGGCCGGGGCGUCUGGGCCUCUUCCCCCGCCGGGGUCGGCGGCUUCCCGUCGGCGGCGCGAUGGACAGCCCCGAGGUCACCUUCACCCUGGCCUACCUGGUCUUCGCCGUGUGCUUCGUGUUCACGCCCAACGAGUUCCACUCGGCCGGGCUCACCGUGCAGAACCUGCUGUCGGGCUGGCUGGGCAGCGAGGACGCCGCCUUCGUGCCUUACCACCUGCGCCGCACGGCCGCCACGCUGCUGUGCCACUCGCUGCUGCCGCUCGGCUACUACGUGGGCAUGUGCUUUGCGGCUUCAGAGGAGUGGCUCUCCGCCCCCGGCCGGGCACCAGAGGCCCGCAGUCUCUUCCUCCUGCUGGCAUUGGCCUUGCCUGCUGCGGCCUGCGCCCUCAUCUGCCACUGGGCCCGAGACCGCUGGGCCCGCCACCCGCUGGCCCGCACCCUGGCACUGUAUGCGCUCCCGCAGUCGGGCUGGCAGGCUGUUGCUGCCUCCAUCAACACCGAGUUUCGGCGCAUCGACAAGUUUGCCACUGGGGCCGCGGGCGCCCGCGUGGUUGUGACGGACACCUGGGUGAUGAAGGUGACCACCUACCGUGUCCAUGUGGCUCAGCAGCAGGACGUGCACCUGACCGUGACCGGGUCGCGGCAGCAUGAGCUCUCACCGGACUCCAGCCUGCCUGUGCAGUUCCUCACGAUCCGUGUGGCCAGCGCCCACCCCUACGUGAAGGCCUUUGACAUUCGGCUGAACUCCACGGAGUACGGGGAGCUGUGUGAGAAGCUGCACGCGCCCAUCCGCAGCGCGGCUGAUGUCGUCAUCCGCCAGAGCCUGGGCGACCUGUUCCUGGAGACGUUUGCAUCCCUGGUGGAGGUCAACCCGGCCUACACUGUCCCCAGCAGCCAGGAGCUGGAGGCGUGCAUCGGCUGCAUGCAGGCCCGCGCCAACGUGAAGCUGGUGAAGACCUGCCAGGAGGCAGGCGUGGGCGAGUGCCAGCAGUGCUACUGCCGGCCCAUGUGGUGCCUGACCUGCCUGGGCAAGUGGUUCGCCAGCCGCCAGGACCAGCAGCGCCCCGAGACCUGGCUGGCCAGCCGCGUGCCCUGCCCCACCUGCCGCGCCCGCUUCUGCAUCCUGGAUGUGUGCGCCGUGCGCUGAGCGGGCCUUGAGAGGCACCUCGGGUCAGCCCUGCCCAUUCCAGAGCCUCCCAGAACCUCCCUAUGACCUUGGUGCUGGCUGAGGGUGGUGCUGUGGGAGGGCCCCCCAACUUGGGCUGGCCGCAAAGGGCCCCUCUCAGCACACAGGUCCUCUCUCUGCCCCUAAAGCCUGUGGGGUCCACAGUGCCUCCUCACACCUCUCUCCCUUUUCUCCCGGCAGGGGCAGGUGCCUGUCCCUGAGGUGUCUCCCAGGAGACCGGGCUCUGAUCCAGACAGUGCUCACCUGGGCCCCUGUCCUAACACAGGGACACACCUGCCCUACUGCUGGCUGGGGCGGCAUGGGCUGUGGAGGCUGCCGGGAGGUUUCUCGGGCUGGGAGAGCUCUUGGGAUGGGGGGAGGACACUGGCCCAUUCCCCUCGGGGGGCUGCGUGAGGGGCUGACUGUUCUCGGCCCCAUUCCCUUGGCCUUGCUUGGGCUGCCCUGCCUUCUGGAGGGCACUCACUGUCCUUGGUGCCUUUUGCUGUCCCCUGGGCCCAGAAGCCUUUCAACUAAGCUGUGGCUCCAUGGGGACACUCGUGGCUCUCCUGUUUGGGGAACGAACCUAUGGAGUGUUCUCUGUAACACAGCACCGGGCCGACCACAGCCUUCGGGGUCCGUGCAGAUGGGCCUGUGCUCUACGGUCAGGACCCCAGCGUGUGUCCACCCAGUUCCCUGUGGCGCAGGUGGGGAGUGGACCAGGCUGGCCAAGGGGAGCCCGCCCCUGCUGUAGAGCCCUCCCCUUGUGGCCCCACAACCCCAACCUUGGGGCAUUUCAAGCCAGGGUGAUGGACCUGCCAGGCCUGGCCCCCACCUGACACCCCAGGGCCAGGGACCCCACUCUGGACCCCUGAGGGUGCUCUCCAGGCAAAGGCGGUUGGACAGGAGCAGCCAGGAGCCGGGUGCACUCUGGCUUCCCUGCUGCUCUAGGCGCUGCUGAGGCCAGAGGGGGCAGCUCCAGAUUACUUUUACUACAAAAGAAAGCUACUUAGUUUCAUAAAGAUAAAUCAGUUGUAGCUAAAUGAUGCAGUGUCUAAUUAAAUAUGAGUCUGAAAUUA
Choloepus didactylus (southern two-toed sloth) is the source of this 2443-nucleotide messenger RNA. It is a transcript of the gene TMEM129, whose product is annotated as transmembrane protein 129, E3 ubiquitin ligase. The coding region runs from base 261 to 1349 and encodes 362 amino acids. NCBI's taxonomy places the organism in Eukaryota, Metazoa, Chordata, Mammalia, Pilosa, Megalonychidae. Gene Ontology annotation, molecular function: ubiquitin protein ligase activity. Gene Ontology annotation, biological process: protein ubiquitination. The transcript is spliced from 4 exons. Gene Ontology annotation, cellular component: membrane; endoplasmic reticulum. The record is from RefSeq and is a predicted model, not a curated record.